UCUAAAACUCAAUAUUCUUGGUAUAUUGAAGUGUAGGAACAAGUUUCUAAGGUUAAAUUUUGGAAUAGAGCGGCGCGGAGCUCAUUUCGAAAACUCAAAAACACCUUCAUUCUAGAUGGAUCACCACCCUCUUGAUCCGGGGCCCUUCAACCGAGAGUUACUGUAUCUUCAGCCCGAGCAUAGGUCGCAACAUAUAUGGACAUCCGACACAACGGCCGAGUCUCGGUCCGUACCCGGUUAGGGGACUCAGCAUGGGAGAUCUUAGCUGCUCGCCCCCCACAUCCUCGUGUCCUGGAUAUACUACGUCGGGGCGAUAUCUACCGGUGCGUCGAAGUUGGUCGGGUACAACACGAUAGGUCGCUAGUGACGGCAUUGAUUGAGAGGUGGCGACCGGAGACGCACACAUUUCAUCUCCGCAUCGGUGAGGCUACCAUUACCCUUCAGGAUGUGGAGGUCAUUUAUGGGCUACAGGUUGAUGGACGCCCAUUGUAUAUUGAGGAGCCUCCUGUGCUGCCGCCUUACCGGGAUGAGUUGACUAGGCUCACCGGUUUUGCGGCUCUGGAUGGUCAUAUUUCCGGCCAGAGUCGGCUUUUGUUGUCGGCCCUUUACGCUCACUUGCGCCUCACAGACAUGCAGCAUCCGAUUGGAGAGGACACGCCUCAGGCUGAUGUUGACCGACGUGCGCGUCUAUACCUACUCAUCAUAUUCGGGGCCAUCCUGUUCCCGAACACUUCGGGUUCGCAUAUGAGCUUGAGGUAUCUUCGGUAUAUCGACGAUCUCGCCGAGAUAGGAUGUUAUAGUUGGGGCGCUGCUGUGCUGGGCUACAUGUAUCGAGGAUUCUGCCGAUGUUCUAUGGGCACGAGGGUAGAGGUCCCUGCAUUUUGCUCGCUCCUUCAGAUAUGGGUGUGGACUAGGUUGAGACCUUUUCAGCCCAUACUAGCUCACCCUCCCGCUGACUAUCUUACUGUACCGAUGCCAUACGCGCGAAGAUGGUCGCGAGGCGUACGCCGACGUGCGGAGACGCACCACAGCCUUCUCCCAUUUAGGGAUCAGCUAGACCGCAUGACGGCGCAGACGGCUUUUAUAUGAACGCUGUAUGAUCAUAUUUUGGAUGAGCUGCCGAUGUUUUGUAAGGCUGGUCAGCACAUGUGGAUGUCGCGGUGUCCAUUGAUACAUAUGGAUAUCGUUGAGUAUCACGCGCCCGAUCGCGUGUUACGGCAGUUUGGGUAUGUACAGAAUAUACCCGCGGCUACGGAUUGGGAGCAUGACCACUAUACGAGGGACGAGCGUGCGGGCGUCGAUGAUGCAUGGCGACUCUAUAUGCAGCAGCAGGUCCAGAGUUGGGAUGUGAGGAUGACGAGCCUAGCGGUGGUCGGACAUGACACUCCGAUCCAUGUGUACAUGGAGUGGUACAUGCGGAUCACUCGCAUCAUUAUUGGCAACCCCUCUAGGCGUCGUCCAGAUGGCCUGGGAUAUGUAGCUCUCGCAGGAGCGUACGAGGCGCUGGUACGGACCGUUCAGACGAUGCGCUAUGAGAGCACUGCCCGUACGGAGGCCCCCGAGACGGCGGAGUAUGCAGCACGGAUGAUUGAGCUUGCCGAGACUAGUAUGAGACAGGCACAUGACUUUAAGCGUCUCCAUGAGCGUGUUCCCGGCAGGUGGUCGUGGUCGCCGAGGAGCUGGUGGCCGUCGCAGAGGUGGUAGGGCUGGCAGAGGUGAUGAGGCUCCGUCGACUUCAGAGAUCCCGCCGAGUUCUUACCGGCCGGCGACUACAGAUAUCCCAUCGACUUCUCAUUCCCGGCCGUCG
Messenger RNA from Lycium ferocissimum, 1807 nucleotides. Its product is annotated as protein MAIN-LIKE 2-like. Gene Ontology annotation, biological process: meristem development; meristem maintenance. The record is from RefSeq and is a predicted model, not a curated record. The transcript is spliced from 5 exons. The coding region runs from base 196 to 1089 and encodes 297 amino acids. NCBI's taxonomy places the organism in Eukaryota, Viridiplantae, Streptophyta, Magnoliopsida, Solanales, Solanaceae.